AUGAGGUGGUUGUUGCUGUUGAGCCUGAAAUUGGCGGUUAUUGUAAUUAUUCUGUUGGAAGCCGCCCUGAGAAUUAUUGUUAAAAUUCUGAGGUCUCUGAGAUUGGUCUCUCUACCCAAAAUUUGGGUGAUUCCUCCAUCCUUGAUUGAAGGUCUUAGAAUAGGGAUCAUUGUUGGGAUUUCUAGUAUCACUCCCCAUUUCCCCACUCAUCGAUGGAAGAGAAGGAAGACGCCGCUGCCAUUGCGCCGUACCGCCGUACUCCACGCCGAUGCUGUCGUCGUUCGUGGAGGAAGAGGAAUCAAGCGCGCCAGAGGAGAGUGGGAGAGGGACACCGCGACGGGCUGUUCUGCCGCCGCCCUGGGGCUCGCCGUCGAGCUGCUUUGCAGCGCCAACCAGUCCAUAGAGCCCGAGCCCGCGUCGCCGUCGUUCAUUCGCGUUCAGCCGCCGUCGCGUCCUGUUCACCGUCGCCGUCGAUCUUCCUGCCGUAACCUUGGAGUUUGCCCCGUCAUCGAGGAAGGCAGAGAUGAGGGAGAAGGAGCCGUGAACGCCACCGAGGUGGUUGCCGUCGCCGCUGCCAAGGUUUCUGUGGUCCAAGUCGCCAUUGAUGGAGAAGACGCCACUGAGGAGCCACUGUUGUUGGGUUGCUGCUCUGCCACCAAGGAGCCCGAAGAAAAACGCGGUAAGGAAGCUCCGUUGAGGCUAGUCACCAGCACUGAAGCCUUCAUGGUCGCUGCCGCCAUCAGAGCUGCCAUUGAAGCUAUUGAUUUGGUUCCAAUUCCUCCAUUUUUUAGACCUGUUGCCACUCUAUUUUCCCUGUUUAUUGCUAGAACUAUCACAGGGAUACCGUUGAUGCCCUCAGGAAACUGUUAGAGCUGCUGCUAUUGUUGAUGUGAGUUAGAAUGAAGUUGGAGUCACGUUUAAUUUUGUGGAUUUCGACUAAUUGAGGUAGGGGAUUUAACGUUUUUAAUUUAGAAUGCCCACCAAGUUAUUUGAAUAAGUGCAAAUAGUUAAUAAUGAUUAGGAAUUGAUUAAUUGAUGAGUAUUGUUUGAAACAUGUUUGAGAAUAUUUAGCUGUGGUGAUUAUUUUGAAUUAUAACUAGAAUUGGAUGCGGUUGAGAUUGUUCUGAAUUAUAAGUGAAAUUAGAUGCGAUUGUGAGUUGUAUUCUGAAUUGUUGAUUUUUGCGAUGAAUUGGCUGAGAUUCUGACCUUGAAUGAGUUACCUUGAAUUGUUCGAUAUUGAUUUGGAGAUUUAAUAUAUGAAUGGUUGUGAAAUGGGUUUGCGACAUGUUGGAAUUGGUUGAAAUGUGGCUAUGAAUGGUGAUUUAUUUGAUAUUACUUAUUAAACUGGAACAUGAUGAGUUAAUUAUUGGGAACCUGACGAUUUGUUAAUUGAGGAAUUGAGUUUGAAUUGUGAUUAGUUUUGUUGCGGUAAAUGAUUAAGUGGUGAUAUUGAUUUUGAUUUGAGGCUGUAACUGUUACCGAUUUUUCUGAUUGUUUGGAAUUACUGAGAAUCAUGUUAAUCGAUUAUGUUGAGCUGGUUGCCAUAGGCUGGUUUGCUUGAUGGUUGCAAAUUGACUGGAAUUUUGAUCUUUGACGGAUUUAUAUUGAAUUGAAUGAGGUGCUGGUUAUUUGAUAUAUUGUAACGGUAGUGGAUUCGAUUGGUGACUGAUUGAAGAUUGGUUUUGGGAAAAUAGUUAUGAGAUUUACUUUGAUUUGAGGUCGAGUAAACUCUAAUAAAAGUUGUUGUUGAGACUUAAUUUUGAGAAGUUUGAAUUGAUUAUAGAACUAGUUAUGAUUUUUCAAAGUUAAAGUGUAAAACUUGAUUUUCUGCAUUAUGUUUAAAAGAAGCCGGACACUUUGAAAAGCUAUAACUAUUUCUGUGAUUAUCGGAAUUGUGUGAGACCAAGUCCGGAUUGAGCUUGGGAAUAUAGGGAACUGGACUGCUGAAUUUGAGGCUUUUUCACUAAGUUUAUGGUUUAUGGUGAAUUUUUGAAUCAUGGAUGUCAAAUCUGGUUUUUCUGCUAAGCCUUUAACACAGCAGCAACUUGAUUUCUUUAGUGGAAAUUCUGCAUUUUGAAUUUUGAAAUGGAACCAAUUUUAAAUGAAACUUUGGUCCUAAUACUUUAAUUUCAUAAAAAUUUAGAAUUGUUAGAGUUGUGGUUUUAAAGUUUUGGAUUUUCAAAGAAAGAUGUUUUAUGCAGUAAAAGUCAGGCUUUGUUUUUGAAGUCAGUAACUUUGAGGCUUUAUAAUUUUUGAAUCUGGAAUGAUAUUGAGAUGCAACCAAUUGGAAAUGAAAAUUAAAUAUGUUUAGCAUAUGUGACUUAAAUUUCAGGGCUAUCCAUGUUUUAAUGAGUAAGUUAUGGGACUUGGAAGAAGAUAAGUUCAUUAACUUUUAAAACAGAAUUCUGCAGAAAAUUAGUCAGCUUCCAGGUUAUAUAACUUCUUCAUUAAAAAUGAUAUUGACCUGAAACCAAUUGGAAAAGAAACUUGGAUGAGUGAAGUUGAACUGUAUUAAUUUUCAAAGUCAUUGGAUUUAACUUGGAUUUUAUAUUGAAUUUUGAAUGUCACAUGCUGCUGCUGUUUUUCUGGUUUUACGCACUGCAGAGCAGUCUCGGUUUUUCCUUUAUUCCUAAGGCUAGAGAAACCAGAAAAUUAUGAUCUUCGGUUUGUUAGAAAGCUUAUUUCAAGAUGAACGCCUGGACAUAAAGUUUGCGCAAUUCCGAGUUCAUUUGCUAUAUUAAAAACAGAAAAGAAGGUAGGGUGUUAGGAAUGCUUGAGUAAGAGUUAUGAGUUCAUAAAAUUAAAGAUGAACCUUAGCGUUAUAUGGCUGAUUCAAUGUUAGAAUUUGCUUGUUUCUGAAUUGAAUUGAUAUUGGAAAUGUUGAAAAGAGUUUGGUAAAUUGUUUUGUUGGGACCCGUAAGGGUGGCUAAGCCCGAGUUUUAGGGGAGGUGCUGCCGGAAUUUUGUAAAAUCUGAGGUAUUACUUGAGAAAGAGUUUUACUUGAUUAUUUCUAAUGAAAGGUUAUGUUUUGAAAAGUGUAUAAUGAAUUUAAAAUAAAUGAUUUUCUUGAGUUAUAGAAAACUAAACUGAAAGACAGUUUUAAAGUUGGCUUGACUGAAGAUUGCCAAAGCAGAGAUUAUGAACUGAAUUGAUGAUUAAGAUUUUUACGAACGAAUGCUUGAGAAAGUUAAGAAUGGUUGUGGAAAAAUGUGUUAAGGAUUUAAAUGGCAAAAGAGAAUGGGGAACUGAUAUAUGGAUUGCUGAGAUUUAGAAAGGAAAAUGAAUAGUGAUAAAAGGCGGAAAAAUCCCACAAACUGUUAGUUAUUUAACUACGGGGAAAACCCAUGAAUUGAUAAUUGGUUAGAUUCGGGAAGUACCCACGAACUGAAUGAUCAUUGAUCUCGGGGAAACCCAUAAAUUGUUAUUUGUUUUAUAAGCGGGAAAAACCCACGGACUGAUAAUCAUUGAUUACGGGAAUAACCCAUGAAUUGUUGUAUGUUGAUCUCGGGUAUAACCCACGGACUGAAGAUCACUACGUUAUUGUGUAUUGAUCUCGGGGAAUAACCCACGAACUGAAGAUCACUAUGUUAUUGUGUAUUGAUCUCGGGUAUAACCCACGAACUGAAGAUCUCUGUUUUGUUUGUGAAUUGAUCUCGGGGACGCCCACGAACUGAAGAUCACUGUUUCCCCUUAUGCGUAUAUUAUGGGGUCGGGCUUUGCGCCGACUGUCGGUAGUCACGAAGGAGUGGUAUUCUUACCACCGACACAUAUGCACUAAGGACACAAAGGGAAGCCAUAUCUGGGACUUGUUCCUAGGUAAUGUCGGGAUGCAGGGUGUAAACCGACACGUGAGCUCAUGGCCUGCUUAGGACAGACAUGCAUCAUAUUAGUUGUGUAUUUGCAUUUGGUUGUAUUGCUUGUAUUACUUGUUUGUGAUUGUGUUGUUUGUCUUAUUGUAAUUUGUUUGUGUGUUGAAUUGAGUUUCUUACCUGUGCUAGUAGUUUGUGAAUGGAUAGAGAUGAUUAAUAUCUGUUGUUAUGACUUUGAAUCAAUUAUGUGGCUGAAAGGUAUUUAAUAUGACAAGUUUUGCAAUUGAGAUCAGUGUUGGGUUUGGAAAUUCAAAGAAAGUAAUUAUUUAACUAAAGUAAGAUUGACAAGUAUUUCAAAGGGUUUGACAAAGAUGGAUUAUUAAGCAAAGUUAAUUAUUUGCAUGUUAAUCAUUACUUUUACGGCAUUCCCAUUCCCUACUGAGAACGUGUGGUUUGUUCUCACCCCAAAUUUUCCACCCUUUCAGUGACACAGGUUUGAAGACGCAAUUUGAAGCUGCGAGCGAUUAGUAGGCUUUCUUUAUGGUUUUAAUUGCUUGCAUAGAGUCCCCUCGCCGAUUGUCCCUUGAGAUUUUAUUUCAUAUAGAGGGGUAGGUUUGGUAUAUUGUAUAUGAGUUUUAUUUGAAAUCUUUUGUAUGACAGAUAUUAUUAUUAAUAAUUAUGUGAUUAUUAUUACUUGGUGAUGCUUGAUAUAUGAUUUUAGUUAUCAAAAACAAAAUUUUCUGGUAUUUUUACUAAAAUUGAAUCGCGAUAUCGAACUAGAGGCUCAAUAGUAAAUAGUUAAUAAAGGGAAGCAGGUUGGUAACGCCUUACUUUCGGUACGAUCAUGACGUUCUAGAAGUUGGGUCGUUACAAUAUGGUAUCAGAGCAGUUCGUUCCUGUUAGAGCCUUGGGAAUGGACUGACUAUGCUUCACUGCAUACUCUGAGUGUCUGUCAUGCUUUGUGACUUGUUCUGAUAACAAGAGUUUGUGUUUUAUUUGCAUGACUGUCUGAUGAUUAACACUGUUGGUUUACCAUUGCAUUCCUCAUGGUAUUAGGUCUGGCCAACUUAAUACUAAUGAUUUAUGUGUAUGGGAACACUAAUGGGUUAUCAUAGACGAAAUAGAAGAAUAGGUAAUGCGAUUUACGGGGUUUGGGAGCGUUAGAGGUUAUGAAGUUAGCUUCGAUUCGACGUAUAAUCUUUAUUCGUGCCACAUGAACUCGUGCUAUCCUUUUCUUCGUUGCUUUCAUUGGAAUUCUCAUGUUUGAUUUUCCUUCUUAGAAUGUGUGCUUGUUUCCCAACCAUACUUUCUCAUUCUUGUAUACCUUUGCUUGCCUAUGAAUCUGAUUGCUUAUGUAACUCCUUGAAUAUCCAUCCUUGACAAUGCCUAUACUUCGGUUCGUAUAUUCUGUUUUCUUUGAUUUCAGUUUGAGCUUAUAUUAUUCUAACAAUUUUCGAGGGCGAAAAUUUUUCUAAGGUGGAUAGAAUGUAACAACCCUAGUUUUUGAAAAUCAAAUAAUUAGUUGUUUGUGAUUUAUUUUAUUUGUUGAUAAUUUUAUUUUAAGAAAAUUAUUUUGCUAAAGGUAAUUAAAUAGAG
This is a messenger RNA of Arachis stenosperma, 5405 nucleotides long. RefSeq lists its product as uncharacterized. Bases 1 to 870 code for a protein of 289 amino acids. NCBI's taxonomy places the organism in Eukaryota, Viridiplantae, Streptophyta, Magnoliopsida, Fabales, Fabaceae. The transcript has 3 exons. The record is from RefSeq and is a predicted model, not a curated record.